AUGUUGACAUUUAAAGAGCGUGAUUAUAUUCCAUGUGUUGGUGGUGUCGACGAAACUAGUUCGUUAAGUUUUAAACCGCAUAUAACUCAACGACUCGCAGUUUUGGAUCAUCCUAAAACAUCUAUCGAUCAUGAACUUCAUCAUACAUUGCGUUCUUCAUGUGUUGCUGAUGAACGUCCAUCACCGCCAUUGACAUUACAACGAUCAGCGUCUACACUUGAUUAUGAUCUAUGGCUAGAAGCCGGUAAGCAGAAUCAUAAGCCAUUGUAUCCUAAAAAUCUCGAUGGAAAGCCGCCAAUCAAUUUUAAUAUAUGGAGAAAUUUUCGACGAUAUUACUCAGGUUUAGGAAAUGAUAAUAAACGUGAAAAAACCAGACAUAUCAGCGAUAUGACAGCAUUUUCCUAUCCAAUAACAAUACCGGCUCCAUCCGUAUUAGGAGAUAAUCAUUUGCGACAAUAUUUUGAAUCAAACUGGAGUGAUCUAUUUAAAAAUCAAAAACGCUAUCGAAUGGCUUUAAUCAAAGCCGAUAGUGACGAAAGAUUACUACGUUUAUUGAGCUUAAAAAGUGAACAAAGAAAUCCAAAUUCAAUAGAAUCGAAACGACAUCGAGAAAGUGAACAGCAUUCUGUUCCAUUAAAAAAACCCUCGAUCGAUGUCACUUCACCGUUAUCACAAUCUGUGAACGGUGGUCGUGCCACUGAUCUUUUGGCACAUAGCUCACAACAACGUCAAAACUCAUUAAACGCAUCGUUUCAUUCGCCGACAUACGAAGGACGAUUAGUACAUUCGAUGUCGGGUAAAAAAUUUUUACUAAAAGAAAACCAUCCAUCGAUUGACAAAUUAAAAUUUGAACAAGAACUUAAAACAGCUGUGGAUUUUCAUCGUGAAUUAACAAGAAUCAAUACCGGUAGUGAAAAGUCUAUUUAUGCUAAACAUUUUUAG
Molecule: messenger RNA, 942 nt
Organism: Didymodactylos carnosus
Lineage: Eukaryota; Metazoa; Rotifera; Eurotatoria; Philodinida; Philodinidae
Source: the annotation of a GenBank genome assembly